This is a messenger RNA of Anopheles bellator, 918 nucleotides long. RefSeq lists its product as uncharacterized. NCBI's taxonomy places the organism in Eukaryota, Metazoa, Arthropoda, Insecta, Diptera, Culicidae. The transcript is spliced from 5 exons. Bases 85 to 918 code for a protein of 277 amino acids. The record is from RefSeq and is a predicted model, not a curated record.
GGAAUUUGUUGGAUGUGGUGAAAAUUUCGUUCAAAAAUCAUCAUCCACUCGGCGACAACUACUGCAAGCUGCACACUAGGCAGAAUGGCAUCGCCAGAAUACUACGAGUACUACAGCGACGAGGAGCCGGAGCUACACGGUGAGAAGCUUGAGGCCGAUCGCAGAGUUUUCAACAGCGUCACGGAGCAGGAGCGUCUUACGGCGAAGGAAUUCACACGCAAAGCGACGCUGAUCACCGAGGAAUGCGGGGAAGAAGGGCCGAAAAUGCUGAAGGAGAUUCUGUGCGUGCUAGGACAAUACAUGCCCGGCUUACCGAAGGAUCCCCGAACCGCGUUAGAGGGGUUCACGGAGUCCUGGGACAACGAGCCCAUAGAGAUGCAAGGAGGCUUCUACUGGCAUCGAGGUUUAGAAGACGGAAUUCGUGCCAACAAGACCACCGACAACAAGGAUCUCACAUUUGACAUUCACGUAGAUGAAGUCCCGCUGCCCCAAUUUUUUAAACCGGAAUUCGCAGCUUGGGUUAUCCUAGCGCGGCUGCACGAAGGCUCAAAACCACCGGGCGAGCCUUUUGCCGUUGGUGUGUUUUGUGGCGCUUCUACGCCGAGGUGUGAGGAGUUCCUGGAGCCGUUCAGCGAAGAGGCGGAACGGUUGUGCGCAGUACCACUGAUGGUGAAUGGUGAUUCGGUAACCGUUAAACCACGAGUAGUGAUUGCCGACGUUGCCGCACGGGCAUUUAUUAAAGCGACGGUCCAUCAAUGCAAUUACUAUGGGUGCACAAAGUGCACCAUAAAAGGAAAGUUUGUCUCUGGAUUCAUCAUCACGUUAUACACCCAAAGGAACGCCAAGCGACGGACAAAUGAAGAGUUCCGGCGAGGAGUGUACGCAGGUACCCACCAAGAGACAUCGUGGGUAUCGUAA